GGAGACUCCAGUUUUGUUUUCGAAAGCAUGUGAGCUUUUCAUUAUGGAGCUCACACUUCGUUCAUGGCUACACACUGAAAGAAGCAAGAGGCGUACGUUGCAGCAUUGUGACACUGCCAGGGCAAUUAUGCAGGAUGACCUUCUUCACUUUUUAUUCGACCAUACUCAUUGCCAUAAGGAAGAGGAGAUUGGAAAAAUUUCUCGAAAUGUUGAUUCUGGUUCUACUACUGGAGCAUUGCGUGUUCUUGAGACAAACCAGCUCGGUGGGGGUUUGGGAGAAAUGGAUCAAGUGAUUCAGCAAUACAUGAUUGACCCAUCAAUGUCCUCCGCUGAACUCCAUCGUGACUAUUUUGAAGCAAAGUGAUGAAGUGAAGGUGUUGAAUUCAAUAUGGUGGAGAUUGAAGAUUUCGAAGAACAGUAUAAAGCAUGGAGGUUGGGGGCCUUUCCAAGCCACGGGAUGUUCAAUGAAAAUCCCUUCUGCGUCUCACUGGCAGGCAGCGAUGCACGAAGAAUAUACAGCCCUUAUGAAGAACCAAACUUGGUCCCUCGUUCCUCCUACACCAACCAUGAACGUCGUGGGCUGUAAAUGGGUUUUCAAAGUCAAGCGAAAAGCCGAUGGCACUAUUGAAAGACACAAGGCACGCUUAGUUGCCAAGGGCUUUAAUCAAAUGGAGGGCCUUGACUAUGAUGAAACAUUUAGUCCUGUUGUCAAGCCAGCUACUAUUCGCACUAUCUUAACUAUUGCUCUUUCCAGGAAUUGGCCCUUGCAACAACUUGAUGUUCGUAAUGCCUUUCUGAAUGGCAUCUUACAGGAGGAGGUUUAUAUGAAGCAGCCCCCAGGUUUUGCUGACCCUCUUCGCUCCAAAUAUGUCUGCAAACUCCACAAGGCACUCUAUGGCCUUAAACAGGCCCCCCGUGCAUGGUUUCAUCGACUUCAUUCUUUUUUAAUUCAUCAAGGAUUCUUCCAUAGUCAAUCUGAUGCUUCACUUUUUAUUCGUCAUACAACCUCUCAUACUCUUUAUGUCCUUGUGUAUGUUGAUGACUUAAUUGUAACAGGUAGUACUCUUCCUGCAGUUAACAAAUUCAUUGAUGAUUUAUGUUCAACCUUUGAUAGUCGCAGGCUGGGCGAGCUCAAUUUUUUUCUUGGCAUGGAAGUUUGUCGCACCAAUGGCUCUCUAUCAAUCUCUCAAGCUCGCUAUGCAUCUGACCUUCUCACCAAAUUUAAUAUGGCAGCAUGUAAACCAAGUCCCACACCACUGCUCUCCUCCACCAGACUCUCUGCAAAUGAUGGUGAUCCGAUCUCUGACCCCACACUGUAUCGUAGCAUGGUUGGGGGCCUCCAGUACCUCACUCUAUCUCGUCCCGAUAUCGCUUUUGCCGUGAAUCAAGUGUGCCAAUUCAUGCAUCAUCCAUGUUCCACUCACCUCCAAGCUGUUAAAAGGAUCUAUCGCUACAUUAAGGGCACUCUUGAGCAUGGCCUUCUCUUUCGUGCUUCUGCUGACCUCACUUUGCGAGCCUUCUCCGACUCUGA
Prunus avium (sweet cherry) is the source of this 1531-nucleotide messenger RNA. The record is from RefSeq and is a predicted model, not a curated record. NCBI's taxonomy places the organism in Eukaryota, Viridiplantae, Streptophyta, Magnoliopsida, Rosales, Rosaceae.